CUGAGACCAGAUAUAAAAAUAGAUGGUAGUGGGGGCGGAGCACAAGUGCGGAAGAAUAGUGGGUGGCGACCGACGUUCUCCACUGGUGUAGGAUUGUUGGAUCAAUCAUGUCUUUCUCUCUCGUCUCCUUAUCAUCCUCUUCUUCUCCCGCCUCCAAUUCCUUUUCUCUCAGAAAAAUUCCCCCAUUUUCCGACCUUUUUUCUCCAUCCUCCACUUUCUCUUUUGGCUCCUCAACCCUCAAUUCAUCCAUUUUUAACCGCACACACAUACUUUCUCAUCCUCUCACAUGUUGUCUCCCAUUCAAUUCCAAUUCCAAUUUUUCUUCCAUGUCUAGUGACAGCGACGGCACCUAUGCAGAUGGUUUGGUCGAUUCUACUCCUUCUUCAACUGAUGAGUUAGCUGUUUCUGAUUCCGACGACGAAGACGAACCCCACCCACACCAUGACAAUGAAUCCCCUGCCUCCUCUCCACAAGGAUGGCAUGUUUUGGGCCUCGGCCAAGCUAUGGUGGAUUUCUCUGGCGUGGUUGAUGAUGAAUUUCUCGAUAGACUUGGGUUAGAGAAGGGUACUAGGAAAGUAGUGAAUCAUGAAGAAAGAGGCAGAGUUUUACGAGCCAUGGAUGGAUGCAGCUACAAAGCUGCUGCUGGCGGUUCUCUUUCUAACACCUUGGUGGCCUUGGCAAGGCUUGGUGGUCAAACCAUCGGCAGACCUUCCUUGAAUGUUGCCAUGGCAGGUAGUGUCGGAAGUGAUCCUUUAGGUGAAUUCUACCGAUCAAAACUCCGCCGAGCAAAUGUGAAUUUCCUUUCAGCACCAGUUAAAGAUGGAACAACAGGAACUGUUAUUGUUCUCACAACUCCGGAUGCCCAUCGGACGAUGCUUGCAUACCAGGGUACAUCUUCAAGGGUAAACUACGAUCCGUGCUUGGCCAGCUUGAUAUCCAAAACAAGUAUAUUAAUAAUUGAAGGAUACUUAUUUGAAUUUCCUGACACUAUCAAAACGAUUGCCAUGGUAUGCGAAGAGGCUCGGAGGUGUGGCGCUCUGAUUGCCAUCACAGCGUCAGAUGUUACCUGCAUUGAGAGACAUUACGAUGAUUUCUGGGAUAUCAUGGCAAAUUAUGCGGACAUCAUAUUUGCAAACAGUGAUGAAGCAAGAACUUUCUGUCAUUUUCCGUCAAAAGAAAGCCCAGUUUCUGCCACGAGGUACCUGAGCCAUUUUGUCCCGUUUGUUUCAGUGACAGAUGGUCCUAAAGGAUCAUAUAUCGGAGUAAAAGGAGAAGCAGUUUACAUCCCUCCAUCACCUUGUGUGCCAGUAGAUACUUGUGGAGCUGGGGAUGCUUAUGCAUCUGGCAUAUUAUAUGGUUUAUUACAUGGGGUCUCUGAUUUGAGAGGCAUGGGUACAUUAGCUUCUAAGGUUGCAUCUGUAGUUGUUGCACAACAGGGGACUCGGUUGAGAGUACAAGAUGCUGUGAAGUUAGCUCAGUCGUUUUCAUUCCAUAAGGAAAGCUCGAGUAUUAUGUGGUCCGAUGUAGGUUCUGAUCAAAUUUCUAGCUUAUGAUGUGACUCCACAUGAACCCAAACUGUAUGUUGUUCCAUAUUUUUUUAGUUGUUUGUUGUUUAAUGAACCGUAUAUGUACAAACUAUGUUGUAACUAGUUACAUUAGCUGAUUCAGAUAUUUUCAUUAUAUGAGAGAGAGGGAGAAAGAUGGAUAUAAUGAUGAUAUUGGAGAUUUUGUAAAGAUAGUAGAAUAAUUCGAGACAGCAAGCAGCGCGGGAAAUGUUCUAUGUUUAGAACACAUUAUUAACAAUUUUCUUCUAAUCCU
This is a messenger RNA of Erythranthe guttata (spotted monkey flower), 1818 nucleotides long. RefSeq names its product pfkB-like carbohydrate kinase family protein (gene NARA5). Gene Ontology annotation, molecular function: kinase activity. The record is from RefSeq and is a predicted model, not a curated record. Lineage: Eukaryota; Viridiplantae; Streptophyta; Magnoliopsida; Lamiales; Phrymaceae.